ACAAAGUACGCAAACAUUCCUAACAGCGCAUCACUCAGCAGCUGUAGGAUCACUUUUCUACAGAGGCUCAGUCAGCACACUGUCAUCCUCGGAGCUGUCAAUAAAGUUGUUUGCAGAAUUACACCGUCACUGUCAUGGCGGCGCCCGUGGUGGACAGUUGGAGCUGGUUUCCAGCGUUAGCACUGGGAGUUUCUUUACUCAAAUGUCUCUUUAUCAACGCCUACCAUUCCACAGACUUCGAGGUGCACAGGAACUGGUUGGCCAUCACUCACAGUCUGCCUGUGUCCAGGUGGUAUCAUGAGAACACGUCCGAGUGGACUCUGGACUACCCUCCGCUGUUUGCCUGGUUCGAGUUUGGUCUGUCUCAUGUGGCGCAGCACUUUGACAGAAACAUGCUGCUGGUGGAGAAUCUGAACUACGACAGCCCGGCGACUGUUCUGUUCCAGAGGCUGUCGGUCAUCUUCACCGACCUGGUUUAUAUCUUUGCUGUCAGAGAGUGCUGCAGGUGCGUUCAGGAGCAGAAAGGCUCUCGGGACAUUUUGAACCGCCCGUCCUUCGUUCUGGCUGUUCUGCUGCUCUGGAACUUCGGCCUCCUCAUCGUCGAUCAUAUUCAUUUCCAGUAUAACGGCUUCUUGUUUGGUUUCCUGCUGCUGUCGGUGGCAAAACACCUGCAGUCUCGACACCUGCAGGGGGCGCUGCUGUUCGCCCUCCUGCUCAACCUGAAGCACAUCUACCUGUACGUGGCUCCGGCCUACGGCAUCUACCUGCUGAGGAGUUACUGCUUCACUCAGGACAACAGAGACGGUUCCAUCGGUUGGAGGAGCUUCAGUCCGCUCCGUCUGAUCGCCCUCGGCAGCAUCGUGGGCUCCGUCUGCGCUCUUUCCUUCGGCCCCUUCAUCGCCAUGGGUCAGCUGCCUCAGGUCCUGUCCCGUCUCUUCCCCUUCAAACGGGGCCUCUGUCACGCCUACUGGGCCCCCAAUAUCUGGGCCCUCUACAACAUCCUGGAUAAAGUCCUGGUGACGCUCGGUGUUCGUCUGAAGCUGCUGCAGGAGGCGGAGCUUCCUCGAGCCUCCAUGACGGGCGGGUUGGUUCAGGAGUUUCAGCACUCGGUCCUCCCCUCCGUCACUCCCUCCAUCACACUCGUCUGCACUCUGCUCUCCAUCCUGCCGGCGGUGGCGUCCAUCUGGUGGCGUCCUCGCGGUGCUCGUGGUUUCCUGCGCUGCCUGCUGCUCUGCGCUCUGGGCUCCUUCAUGUUCGGCUGGCACGUCCACGAGAAGGCCAUCCUCAUCGCCAUCCUGCCCCUCAGCAUCCUGGCGGUUGAGAGCAGAGAGGAUGCUGGGAUCUUCCUGGUUCUGACCACCACGGGUCAUUACUCGCUGUUCCCGCUGAUUUUCACUCCUGCAGAGCUGCCCAUCAAAGCGGUUCUCAUGCUGAUGUUUGUGAUCUACUCGUUCGCGGCUCUGAGGAAACUUCACAGCGGUCCUCUGCUCCAUCCUCUGGAGUCUGUCUACCUGCUGGGACUGGUUGUCGUGGCGACCGCCUGUGAGAUCGUCUUCCCUCUGUCUCCGUGGCAACAGAAGCUGCCCUUCCUCCCCCUGCUGGUGACGUCGGUGUACUGCUCGCUGGGCGUGACUUACUCGUUCCUGCGUCUGUACGUCAGCCUGCUGCGGCGGGAGGAGAAGCCCAAACAGCUGUGAGGCGGCGUCCCGUACCUGAGAGGUCGCAGGUUCGAUCCCCGACACACCUACACCGACUCUGACUGCUCACCACGCAGACUGACAGACUGAAGAGUCGGUGGCUCUCUCCGGCUCAACUUUACUUUUCGGUUUAUUUUUCUUCUUCUUCUUCUUCUGAACACAGAGGACACACAUGACAUCACUUCCUGAUAUUUCCAGCAGCUUCAGUGUCGAAUGUUUGAGCAUCGACACUGAACAUGAACCUGCGGACCUGCAGUAUGUUGAACUGCAUUAUGGUGUAAGAAAACGCUUUUUUAAGACAUUUUAAAGUCGACAACACUUUCUUUACACAUCAAGUCACGACAUCAAGUCGUUGUUAGCCCAGGAGGCUUAGGUGAUGUCCAGGAUGUUAUAACGUCCCGCCAGAAUAUCACGAUAGACAUAAUCGCUUUACAGCAAAGACGACUUCUUUCAAAUCCAUUUUCUCCUGCUCUAAACCUGAAAUACUGCCGAGCUGCCGAGCUGGUGUCCGUCACCUCUGUGUGUUAAACAUAUACCUGUAGGCCAGUUGACCUGUAGUAACCUCUGCCAGCCCGUCUCGUUCCCACUUAGUCAAAAAUCACAAUAUGUGCAUUUUCUUUUCAAAAUAAAAGCCUGAAGAUGUCGUGUUAGCUGUCGACAAUAAGAGAAAGUCUGAGAUGAAAACUGAAGAGACUGAAUCACCAAACAGCCACAAUACUGAACACUGAGUUAAUGUUGAAUUCACCAGUCGACAUGUUCAGUUUAAUUCCAGUGCAGAUUAUAGCAACACAUGACACGUUUCAUGAGAAGUUUGACUCAUCUGUGUUCUCAUGUUGUGUGAACUUGACUUUUCAAACAGGAAACACGAGCAAAGUUACGUCCAUCUUUACAUAUUUGAGGCCUGUCUGGUGUUGACACCAGUAACUCCUCACCACUCGGCUCCAGUCUGUGAUUACAAGUGCAAAUACUUUAAAUUAAGGAAGCCACGUUAAUUAAACUCGUUACAACACCAAUGUUACCUAAAAAUAUUUUACAAGAAAAGAAUUUCUUCUGCGUCACCGGAUCAGAACAUAAACAUUUAGUUUGAACUGUCUGUAGGUGUGAAAUGUUUUCCGUCCACGUCACUCUGAGCCUCCGAUCAGCUGCAAUAUUUUUAUUUAUCUGAAAACAUUUAAACUUUUGAGGCGAAGCAGAACAGAACCCGACCCGUGUUCCCUCUUUGAUACUGUCGGCCAUCAGAGACUUGUAGUGCAGAACUGUAGUUUCAGGGUGAAACUGAAAGCAGCAGGUGGAUGAAACAAACUGAGCAGUCGUGAAGAAUUACUUCCUGUUUUUUUACUAAAACACCACGUGGACCAAAACAGAAGUGAAAGACAUUUAUGAUGCUUGUUUUUGUAUAUUUUCAAAUAAAAAGAGAUUGAUUUAC
Molecule: messenger RNA, 3123 nt
Organism: Acanthopagrus latus (yellowfin seabream)
Lineage: Eukaryota; Metazoa; Chordata; Actinopteri; Spariformes; Sparidae
Gene: alg8
Product: ALG8 alpha-1,3-glucosyltransferase
Exons: 13
Coding region: 135-1697 (520 amino acids)
Biological process (GO): protein N-linked glycosylation
Cellular component (GO): endoplasmic reticulum membrane
Molecular function (GO): dolichyl pyrophosphate Glc1Man9GlcNAc2 alpha-1,3-glucosyltransferase activity
Source: RefSeq, a predicted model, not a curated record